This is a messenger RNA of Mizuhopecten yessoensis (Yesso scallop), 4829 nucleotides long. RefSeq lists its product as uncharacterized. The record is from RefSeq and is a predicted model, not a curated record. Gene Ontology annotation, biological process: DNA integration. Lineage: Eukaryota; Metazoa; Mollusca; Bivalvia; Pectinida; Pectinidae. The coding region runs from base 231 to 4346 and encodes 1371 amino acids. Gene Ontology annotation, molecular function: nucleic acid binding; zinc ion binding. The transcript has a single exon.
UUAUUGUUAUAAUAUUACAUCAAGCCCCUGUGCAUAUUGAUCUGUGACGUAAUAUCACUUAUAUGUAUUGAGCAUGCGCACUAGUGAAUAAACGACAUGUGAAGCGGCCAUUACUAAGUUGUUAGUUGUGUUCAAUACGAACGGUUGAAUCCGAGGACAAUCCUACAAUUGGCGACGAGGAGUUUGACAUCGUUAGUGUCUAACGUGAUCUAGAAAGAUCGUAGUUGAAAAUGGCGACAUCUAUAACGACAGAUUUAGGUGGAAUUGCUGCAUUUGACUGUCACGGUGACCAAACAAAUAUUGGCCCAAGAUGGAAAAAAUGGCGCAGAGCCUUCGAACUUUUUGUUGAAGGAAAAGGAGUGACAAAUAAUGGUCAAAAGAAAGCUCUUCUUCUACAUUGUGGUGGAAUACCUAUGCAGGACAUUUUCUACACACUUACGGUGCCAGAACCUACCGGAGAUGAAACUGUUUAUUCUGUUGCGAUUCGAGUGCUUGAAGAAUAUUUCAGCCCACAAGUGAACGUCCCAUUCGAGAGACAUUUAUUUAGAAACAUGACUCAACAAUCGGGAGAAACGAUAGAUCAGUUUAUUACACGUUUACGACAGAGGGUAGAGUACUGCGAAUUUACAAACAACGAUGAACAGAUCAGAGAUCAAGUGAUCGAGAAGUGUCUCUCACACCAUUUGAGAAGGAAACUUCUAGAAAAGGGGAAAGAUUUGACCCUAAAACAACUACAAGCUACCGCGCGAGCUAUGGAAACGAGCGAGACACAAGCAAAUAAAAUUGAAGCAGUCGACGGAACACGUGGUGAGGUGGUAAAUCGAGUACACCAAUCCAAGCGUCGAGGUGAUACCAGAUUUGAUGACAAGCGUCGGGGCGGUAAUUAUACACCAACUUCCGGUUCCGGUAAACAAUGCUACCGGUGUGGUAAACAAACACAUCUUCAGAAAGACUGUCCGGCACAAUCUCAGGAAUGUUACAAGUGUCAUGAAACAGGGCAUUACGCGAGACGUUGUAAGACGAAGGAUACAUCACACAGACAAGGUGGAUCGUCACACAAACAAUGGACAAGGUCAGAUAAAAAGUUUGGAGGAAAACAAAAAGUCCAAAUGGUGAGUGACGAAACAAACAAUGAUGAAUAUGCUUUCUCGUUCUUGUCAAAAUAUGAAGACACUACAGUUAAUGUAAAUAUCGGUGGGGUAUCGAACAUUCCCAUGAUUAUUGACUCUGGGGCCACAUGUAAUGUAAUUGAUAAAGAACUGUGGGACAAUCUAAAAACCAACAAGGUUGAAUGUGACUCUAAGAAAGUUGACAAACAUUUGUACCCAUAUGGAUGUAGUGAGCCCAUAGAAGUGAUAGGAACAUUUCACACAUGCUUAACUGUAGGAGAUAAUUCUGUGUCGGCGGAUGUUGACGUCAUCAAAGGGAAAGGUCCAGCUUUACUAGGGAAGAAAACUGCCUUACAGCUUGGUGUUCUAAAAAUAGGACCCAGUGUUAGUGAACAUGUCAGUGUUGUGAAAGACACACAGGGUCUUGGUACAGAACAGGAUAUUUUUAAACAAUUUAAACCUUGUUUUGAAGGUAUCGGGAAAUUAAAAGAUUUCCAAUUAGACAUCCCUAUUGAUGAGAUGGUAAAGCCUGUAGCCCAACCAGUAAGGAGAAUUCCCUUCAAUCUGAGAGAUAAAGUGGAGAACAAGUUGGAUGAGUUAGAGAAACUCGACAUCAUUGAGAAAACAGGAGGUCCAACGCCUUGGGUAUCCCCGGUGGUCGUCGUUCCCAAAGGUCAGUCAGACAUUAGACUUUGUGUGGAUAUGAGACGGGCUAAUGAGGCCAUAAUUCGAGAACGUCACCCAAUACCAACUGUUGAGGAAGUCCUCUAUGAUCUAAACCAGAGUACUGUGUUUAGCAAAUUAGACAUAAAAUGGGCUUUUCAUCAGAUUGAACUGUCUGAGAAAUCUCGAUCAAUCACAACAUUUGUUACGCACAAAGGACUCUAUCGUUACAAGAGACUUAUGUUCGGAGUAUCAUGUGCACCCGAAAUGUAUCAACGGGUCAUACAGCAAACUCUAGAGGGAUGCGACGGAGCGCGAAAUUUGUUCGACGAUAUCAUUGUUCAUGGUAAGUCGGUGAAGGAACAUGACCAGCGACUUGAACAAGUACUUCAGAGAAUCCAAGAAACCGGUAUGACUCUCAACAAAGACAAGUGCGUUUUUCGAAUGUCAGAGUUAGUGUUCAUGGGACAUUUGUUGUCGGCGAGAGGUAUAGGUCCGGAGGAUGAGAAAGUGCGUGCUGUCAAGGAGGCACGACGUCCAGAAUCUGCGACCGAGAUAAGGAGUUUCUUAGGUCUUGUGAACUACAGCAGCAGGUUUAUUCCUGAUUUGGCUACUGUUGCUGAACCCCUACGUCAAUUGACCAGGAAAGACACACCGUUUGUAUGGGGAGACAACCAAGAAACCGGGUUUCAAGAGUUAAAAUCUCGACUUGGAAAUACCGAAACGCUCGGAUAUUUCGACAACAAAGCACCAACUUUUCUCAUAACUGAUGCCAGUCCAGUGGGAUUGGGAGGAGUUCUCGUCCAAGAGUUGAAAGGUGAAAUGCGUGUGAUUUGUUACAUAAGUAGAAGUUUAACCGACGUUGAGAAACGCUAUUCUCAAACCGAGAAAGAGGCGUUAGGGAUUGUGUGGGCAUGUGAACGUCUACACAUGUACUUAUACGGAGCUGAAUUCACACUACUUACCGAUCACAAACCAUUGGAGUGCAUAUACUCGACAACGUCAAACGGUAAAUCGAGCGCAAGGAUACACCGUUGGGUACUAAGACUACAGACAUACCGAUUUACUGUCAAGUAUAUCCCAGGCAAGCAGAACAUUGCUGACAGCCUAUCGCGGCUCAUCGAGAGCAAGGGGAAUAACUCUAGUACGCAGCCAACCGAUGCCGAAACGUACGUCAGAUUUGUUGCCCAAAACGCGACACCGAACGCCCUAUCGACACGACAAAUAGAAGAGGAGUCCGCUGUCGAUGAGGAACUUUGUAAUGUUAGAAAGUGCAUUAAAACACAAAGGUGGCAUGAACUUACAAACAAAAGGUAUUUGGCAGUGAAAGAUGAACUAUGUAUCAUAGGAAUGUUGGUACUGAGAGGAACGCGAAUAGUAAUUCCCGAAACGCUGCGCGAAACAGUUUUGAAACUCGCACACGAAGGACAUCCAGGAAUCGUGAGUAUGAAACGACGGAUUCGUACAAAAGUGUGGUGGUUUGGAAUAGAUAAGGACUCUGAACAAUUUUGUAAAACUUGUUAUUCCUGCCAGCUACUAGGAUCAACACAGGCUCCGGAACCGAUGAAAACUACGGAACUACCCUCAGGUCCUUGGCAGCAUGUAUCAGCUGAUCUGAUGUCACUUCCAUCCGGUGACUAUAUUUUUGUAGUUGUUGAUUACUACAGUAGGUACUUUGAAGUUGACACGAUGAAAUCUACAACAACGGACAAAAUAGUGCGUAGUCUGGGGAAAAUGUUUCUCACACACGGGUUUCCGAUUAGUAUUACGACAGACAACGGUCCUCAGUUUGUGAGCGAACUGUUCAAAGAUUACCUUGCAGAACGAGGUAUUGAACAUCGGAGAGUUACCCCCCUUUGGCCUCAAGCUAACGGUGAGGUGGAGCGACAGAAUCGCUCCCUACUCAAAAGUGUCCGAAUCGCUCAACUGGAAAGAAAAGACUGGAAAACAGAACUCGAUUCAUUCUUGUUAAUGUAUCGUACCACUCCACACUCUGUAACUGGAGUGAGUCCCGCCGAACUUUUGUUCAAACGCAAACUUCGAACGCGCAUUCCAGGAAUUGAGGAGCAUUCAGUAGAUGACAUCGAAGUUCGUGACCGAAAUAAUGAAAACAAAAUGAAAGGGAAAUUAUAUGCAGACGGAAAGAGAAACGCGCGCGAAAACGACCUUAAAACAGGAGAUGAUGUACUGUUAAGACAAGAGAGACAAAAUAAACUGACACCGAAAUAUCAGGAACAGCCAUAUACAGUCAAGGCUAAAUCUGGAAAUUCUGUGCUAAUUGAACGAGACGGAGUACAGUACAAACGCAACGUUACACAUGUGAAAAAGUUCUUGAAAAGAACUGAUGGACAGAAUCGUAGUGAGCUAAGCAAGCCCACAAGUAUCAACCGUGAUACUCCGAUUGUUGACAUUGAUGAGGAAUCAAUUCCAUGCAAAACCGAUGAGUGUAAUGAUCGUGAAACGGUUACAGAAAAUGCGAGUAUGCCAACUAGUAGUGUACUAGCCUCUCCGCGCCCAGUUCGCGUCAAGACAAUGCCUCACAAAUUCAAAGACUAUGAGGUUACGCUUAAGUGACUUGAUAUAUGUAUGUUUACCAUACAUAAGUUAGUAGUUUUUAACUAUCCUAACUUAAAGACUUUAUUUUCGGUUGGAAAAAAAAAAACCAGUUACCGCAAUUCCAAUUGAUCUCCAAUAGAGAUUUUGAGUUUGAAGUUAGUUGAACAUUUAUAAUUUUAUAUAGACUGGAAUAUAAAGACUCUUUGACUAUAAGACUUUAUGAUAAGUUGAUAUUAACACAAACACAUUAGCUUGGAAAGAAAAAAAAUCAGAAUAUUUUGAUAUUUGGUAAAUAAGUUUUAAUUCAAGAAAAGGAGGAAUUGUAGUGUUUUAUUAUUGUUAUAAUAUUACAUCAAGCCCCUGUGCAUAUUGAUCUGUGACGUAAUAUCACUUAUAUGUAUUGAGCAUGCGCACUAGUGAAUAAACGACAUGUGAAGCGGCCAUUACUAAGUUGUUAGUUGUGUUCAAUACGAACGGUUGAAUCCGAGGACAAUCCUACAU